Molecule: messenger RNA, 929 nt
Organism: Archocentrus centrarchus (flier cichlid)
Lineage: Eukaryota; Metazoa; Chordata; Actinopteri; Cichliformes; Cichlidae
Exons: 5
Coding region: 46-876 (276 amino acids)
Molecular function (GO): lysozyme activity
Source: RefSeq, a predicted model, not a curated record
UUCUCUCAGAUAACAGUCAGUCAAGUGGACCAACGUGGAGCUGAUAUGAAGCUUGGGUUGCUGGCCGUGGUGGCUGUGGCAGUUCUGCUGCCCAGCUUUUCUGAGAGCCGGAUUGUCUCCAAAUGUGAGCUCAGAGACAAGCUCAGAGAAAAGCUCAAACUGCCCAAGAGACUGGAGGAAGGAAUCCUGGCAACAGUUAUCUGUGAAGUGGACAGGAGGUCUCAUCUGAACACCGCUGUGGUCACAAUGUUUGGAAAGCGCAUACCUACCACACCCAAGCCAACCGCGAUCACAGCCCCAGCGACAAAAGGAGUCAACAAAAAGACCGCUGCAGCCACCAUCCAAUCAACAAGCACCAAUUCAACAACCACGCAGAUGACCAAUAAUAUUGCUGCUCCUGCUACUACGACCACUGCUACUACGACCACUGCUACUAGCCCCGCUACUACUAACUCCACUAUCAGCUCAUUGAAUACAGCCCUCAUGCCAAACAGCAGAGGUGGAGGCAAAAGACAAAAGCGGGAGGCCGACUCAAGCUGUGAGGAGAAGAACAAGUUUAAUAAGGAGAGGGUGGUACGAGCUGACAGCCAAAUGGAAGAUGAGGAUGAAACGAGCGGUGAGGAGGAGCCAGGAUACAUCUUUAAGCCUUGGUCCCUCGGCCUUUAUGGGCUCUUCCAGCUGUCUGACAAACACUUCUGUGAUUCGGGGUAUCGCUGGUCCAGGAAUGUGUGCCGUACCUCCUGCACAGCCUUCACUGAUGAUGACAUAACUGAUGAUAUUGCUUGUGUUAUCAAGACUGGUUAUUGGAGGGAGAUCUUGGGACGCGCCUCGCACUCAUGUCAUCACGCCUCAAAGUUCUUCAAUGAAUGUAACUGAAUGGCUGCGAGAUCAGAGUUUCUACCUGCAGGAUCACAAUUUCUUCAUCAGAU